ACGCGACGGGGGCGCGGGGCGGGCGCGGUCAUGGAGCGGCGGCGGCGACGGCGGCAGCAGUAGCGACCGCGAGCGAACGAGCCGGCGGGCAGGGCCGCCCGGCGCCGCGGAACGAACUGCACAGCUCAGCAAAAGCGCCCUCGCCCUCCGCGCGCCGCCUCCUGCGAACCCAUAGCCGGCAACAUUUUUUAAGGCUCCAAUCCAUCCUUUGAAGAAAAGAAAAAAAAAAAUAGCAUUGAUUGGAGAGACGGGGAUAUAUAUAAUUGGGGGGGGGGGCCCUCCUGCUAAAAUUAGCCGGGCUUGCGGCGCGCGGUGUGCGAGUGUGUGCGUGCGUGUGUGUGUGUGUGUGUGUGUGUGUGUGUGAAUGUGAUUACUCCAGGACUCCUCGGGCUCCGGAGACGCCAUUUUCCCCCUUGAUAUCUCUCUCCGUAAAUCGGUGGCGCGGCGGAGGCGGCCGCGCCGGGCGGGAAGCGCUGGGCCGUUCGGGGCGCCCGCCGCUCGCCUCCGCCUCCGCGCGCCCGGGGGCCCCGGCGCCCCCCGAGCGAGGGCGGCCAGCCCGCUGCUCGCCGUGUGACAGAUGCUCAUCGCCAUGGAGUUGCCGCAGCAGCACCUUCGGGGGCUCGGGCGAGCUACGGGAGCCGGGAUCUGAGCGAGCGCUGGGGCCAGCGGAGCCGGAGCCGCCGGGACGUGGUUGCAGAUCUGAUCUCUUCUGAACAACCUCACCGUGUCUCCAUCCCUGGAACUCUGAACCCAGCAGCUGGACCACUUUGUCCUUGGAAUUUUGGGUUCCCUUUCUUCUCCCUUUUCCUUUUAUCCCUUACCCCUCCUGAGAACUCCUGGAGACUGUAGGAUUGUCAUGGAGUCCAGGGAAAUCUUAAGCAGCUCCCGGCAAAGGGGAAGUGAGUCGGAAUUCUUGCCGGUCUCCUCAGCCAAGGCGCCGCCUGCUCCCGGCUGUGCAGGGGAACCUUUGCUCUCUGCUUCCGAGACUGGGAAGGGGAUACCAGUAGGUGGAGAACGUAUGGAGCCAGAGGAGGAGGAUGAACUGGGCUCAGGACGGGAUGUGGACUCCAACUCCAAUGCAGACAGUGAGAAAUGGGUGGCAGGAGAUGGCCUGGAAGAACAGGAGUUUUCUAUCAAGGAGGCCAACUUCACAGAGGGAAGUCUGAAGCUGAAGAUUCAGACCACAAAGCGGGCUAAGAAACCCCCAAAGAAUCUGGAGAACUAUAUAUGUCCACCUGAGAUCAAGAUCACCAUUAAGCAGUCUGGGGACCAGAAGGUGUCCCGUGCUGGGAAAAAUAGCAAAGCCACAAAGGAGGAGGAAAGAAGCCACUCCAAAAAGAAGCUCCUCACAGCCAGUGACCUUGCAGCCAGCGACCUUAAAGGAUUUCAGCCACAGGCUUAUGAGCGGCCACAGAAACACUCAGCAAUCCAUUAUGACCCAGGCCUCCCACAGGACUUCACCGGUGACACCUUAAAACCAAAGCACCAGCAAAAAAGCAGCAGCCAGAACCACAUGGACUGGUCCACCAACUCUGACAAUGGACCUGCCACUCAGAAUUGCUUCAUCAGUCCAGAGUCUGGCAGAGAAACUGCAAGCACCAGCAAGAUCCCAGCUCUUGAGCCCAUGGCUUCCUUUGCAAAGGCCCAGGGUAAGAAAGGCAGUGCAGGGAGCACAUGGAGUCAGCUGUCCAACAGUAGCAAAGAUCUGCUCUUGGGAGGCAUGGUUCCAUCUCCAGGCAACCACAGCUCACCAGCCCCACCCAGCAGCUCUGCUGAGUGUAGUGGGCUUCAACCCUUGGUAGAUCAAGAUGGAGUAGGUGCCAAGGAGCCCUCAGAACCCCCUACUCUAGGCAGCAAGAAAAAGUCCAGUAAAAAAGAUGUGCUAAGUCAAACUAUACCAAACUCAGACCUAGACUGGGUCAAGAAUGCUCAGAAAGCAUUUGACAAUGUGGAAGGGAAAAGGGAAGGCUAUUCGACAGAUAAUGCCCAAGAAGCAUCACCAGCCAGGCAGAAUGUGAGUUCCGUCAGUAAUCCUGACAGUGACUCAAGCCAUGUCCGGAUUACUAUCCCUAUCAAGGCACCCUGUCUAGAUCCAAGCAGCCAUAAGAGGAAAAAGAGGCAGUCCAUCAAAGCUGUGGUGGAAAAGAUCAUGCCUGAGAAAACCCUGGGUUCUGGCAUCACUAUGAGCAGCGAAGUAGUUAGUAGGAUACUUUCCAACCCUGACGGUAAUAAAAAAGAUCCCCGUGUUCCUAAGUUGGGUAAAAUGAUAGAGAACGAGUCCCCCUCAACUGGCCUUGAAACCAGUGGAAACGCCGAGAAAGUCAUCCCGGGAGGUGUACCUAAGCCGCGGAAGCCACCCAUGGUCAUGACGCCUCCAACAUGCACAGAUCACCCUCCGAGAAAGCUGCCGGAAAUCCAGCACCCCAAAUUUGCUGCAAAACGGAGGUGGACGUGCAGCAAGCCCAGACCCACCAACCUGCUCCGGGAGGCGGUCAUGGCCCCCUCUGAUAAACUGAUGGUGGAGCCACCAUCUGCAUAUCCCAUCACCCCCUCCAGCCCACUGUACACCAACACAGAUAGUCUCACUGUCAUCACGCCGGUCAAGAAGAAGCGGGGACGACCAAAGAAGCAGCCUUUGCUCACUGUUGAGACGAUUCACGAGGGAACUUCUACCAGUCCAGUCAGUCCCAUCAGCCGGGAGUUCCCCGGCACCAAGAAAAGAAAGAGACGACGUAGUUUAGCUAAGUUGGCCCAACUCGUGCCAGGAGAGGACAAACCCAUGAGUGAGAUGAAAUUUCACAAAAAAGUUGGGAAGCUUGGGGUGUUGGAUAAGAAGACCAUCAAAACUAUCAAUAAGAUGAAAACACUCAAGAGGAAAAAUAUCUUGAACCAGAUCUUGUCCUGCUCCAGUAGCAUGGCCUUGAAGGCCAAAGCUCCCCCGGAGACCAGCCCCAGGGCAGCGGGGAUUGAGAGCAAACUGGGCAAGCAGAUUAACGUCAGCAAGAGGGGCACCAUCUACAUCGGCAAGAAGAGGGGCAGGAAGCCAAGGGCAGAGCUGCCACCCCCAUCCGAAGAACCCAAAACAGCCAUCAAGCACUCGAGGCCUGUUUCUAGCCAGCCGGAUGUUCCCGCCGUGCCUUCCAACUUUCAGUCACUUGUGGCGUCUUCACCAGCAGCUAUGCACCCACUUUCAACACAGUUAGGUGGGUCCAAUGGCAACCUGAGCCCCGCCAGCACUGAAACCAGUUUUUCAGAGUUGAAAACUAUGCCAAAUCUCCAGCCCAUCAGUGCUCUUCCAACCAAAACCCAAAAGGGAAUCCACAGUGGGGCCUGGAAGCUGUCUCCACCCAGGCUGAUGGCCAACUCCCCUUCACACCUUUGCGAGAUCGGGUCACUCAAGGAAAUAACGCUGUCCCCUGUGAGCGAGUCCCACAGUGAGGAGACGAUCCCAAGUGACAGUGGCAUUGGGACAGACAACAACAGCACGUCUGACCAAGCGGAAAAGAGUUCCGAAUCCCGACGGAGGUACUCUUUCGAUUUCUGCUCCCUGGACAACCCGGAGGCCAUCCCAUCUGACACCAGCACAAAGAACCGGCAUGGCCACCGGCAGAAGCAUCUCAUCGUGGACAACUUUCUGGCCCACGAAAGCCUCAAGAAGCCAAAGCACAAGAGGAAACGGAAAAGCCUGCAAAACCGUGAUGAUCUCCAGUUUCUGGCAGACCUGGAAGAGCUCAUCACCAAGUUCCAGGUGUUCAGGAUCUCCCACCGGAGUUAUACCUUUUACCACGAGAAUCCGUAUCCCAGCAUUUUUCGGAUUAAUUUUGAUCACUAUUACCCGGUGCCAUAUAUCCAGUAUGACCCGUUGCUCUAUCUUCGGAGGACUUCAGACUUGAAGUCAAAGAAGAAGCGUGGUAGGCCUGCAAAAACCAAUGACACCAUGACAAAGGUGCCUUUUUUACAAGGGUUCAGCUACCCUAUUCCCAGCGGAAGUUACUAUGCACCCUAUGGAAUGCCUUACACAUCAAUGCCUAUGAUGAACCUUGGUUAUUACAGUCAGUACCCAGCUCCUUUGUACUUGUCACACACGCUCGGGGCAGCCUCCCCGUUCAUGAGGCCAACAGUGCCACCACCUCAGUUCCACACGAGCUCCCAUGUGAAGAUGUCUGGUACAGCUAAGCAUAAAGCGAAGCACGGAGUCCACCUGCAAGGACCCGUGGGUAUGGGCCUCGGGGACAUGCAGCCGUCCCUGAAUGCUCCCAAGGUGGGCAGCGCCGGUCUGUCCAGUGGCCGGCUCCACAAAAGGAAACACAAACACAAGCAUAAGCACAAGGAGGACCGGCUCCUGGGCACCCACGACAACCUGAGUGGCCUGUUUGCGGGCAAGGCCACAGGCUUCUCCAGCCAUAUCCUGAGCGAGCGGCUAAGCAGCGCAGACAAAGAGCUCUCACUUGUGAGUGAGAAAAGCAAGCAUAAGGAGAAGCAGAAGCACCAGCACGGUGAAACCGGCCACAAAUCUUCCAAGAACAGCUUUGAGGUGGACACCCUGUCCACACUGUCCCUUUCAGAUGCCCAGCAUUGGACGCAGGCCAAGGACAAAGGUGACUUGAGCAGCGAGCCUGCAGACUCGUGCACCAAAAGGUACUCCGGCAGUGGCGGGGACGGCAGCAGCACGAGACCGGAGGCCCUGGAUGUGUUCGGUGAGAUGAACCCUCCGAAUGACAAGUGGGACAGUGAUGUGAGUGGGAGCAAAAGGAGGAGCUAUGAAGGCUUCGGGACGUACAGGGAGAAGGACAUCCAAGCCUUCAAGGUGAACCGCAAGGAGAGAAGUUCCUAUGAGUCCUCCCUAUCUCCAGGGCUACCAAAUCCCCACUUAAAAGUGGACCAAACAGCAACGCAUGGUAAGAAUGAGAGCUCAGCAACCACCAUGAUGACCAGGAAGAAGCCAGCCACAGUGGACAGUGUUGCAAUUCCACCAGCCCCAGUGUUAUCUCUCCUUGCUGCAUCUGCAGCAACGUCGGACGCAGCCAGCUCCUCCCUGAAGAAGCGAUUCAAGCGGCGGGAGAUCGAGGCCAUCCAGUGCGAGGUGCGGAAGAUGUGCAACUACACCAAGAUUCUGUCCACCAAGAAGAACCUAGACCACGUGAACAAGAUCCUGAAGGCCAAGCGGCUGCAGAGACAAUCAAAGACAGGCAACAACUUCGUCAAGAAGAGGAGAGGACGUCCCCGGAAGCAGCCCACGCAGUUCGAUGAGGACUCCAGAGACCAAAUGCCUGUGCUGGAAAAGUGCAUUGACCUCCCCAGCAAAAGGGGUCAGAAGCCAAGCCUGAGCCCGCUCGUUCUGGAGCCGGCCGCCAGCCAAGACACCAUCAUGGCAACCAUCGAGGCGGUCAUCCACAUGGCCCGGGAGGCACCACCCCUGCCUCCGCCCCCGCCUCCGCCCCUCCCACCGCCGCCCCCGCCCCCACCGCCCCCGCCCCCUCUGCCCAAGACCCCCAGAGGAGGCGGGAAGAGGAAACACAAACCUCAGCCUCCGGCCCAGUCCCCGCAGCAGCAGCCGCCGCCACCGCCGCCGCCGCCGCCGCCGCCGCCGCCGCAGCAGCCCCUUCCCCCGGAAGAGGAGGUGAAAGCCAAAAGGCAGAGGAAAUCGCGAGGCAGUGAGAGCGAUGUCCUUCCCUAGGGUGGGUCUGGGCGUCUGAACCUGGGGCUUGGGGGGCAGCGUGUUGGAGGAGCAGUGAGCCGGGGCUGGGGCGGAAUCCCCUCUGCAGGGACACCAUGCCCUUCACUCCAGAAGCUGGGCAGGCAGAAUAGGGCCGGAUGACGGGGUUGAGCCUUCAGGAGCUCUUGGGAAAGCAAAACGGGGGGAUGUCUUCAAAAGAAGUGUGUCUGUGCUUCACAGCAGUUCCCAGCCGAGCGGCACUUCAGUAUGGCUAGAUCCUUGACAGGCAGCACAAGACCUAUCAGGGAGGAGAUAGAGGGUGGUGCUCUCUGACAGACACCAGACCUCCAGCAUCCAAGGUGCGCCCUUGAUUUCGCAUUUACUGGCCAGGAAAAUUGAAAGGGAAACACCCUCAAUUAGGAAACAUUCCAAGGGGAGAAAAGCUGCAAAUUGCUCAACUGGCUUUGUUGUAAUCCACCUCCAUUUAACUGGUCUUUAAUUCUUUUGGGUUUUCGAGCUCAGCUGGGCUUUGAGGCAUCAACGUCAUCUUCACGUGACCUGAAUCUUUCCGUUAGCGAUACAGUUUCUCAGAUGGACUCAUGUCAUCAGAAGGUGGAAUUCUAGUGAUAGGCAACCUUAGCCAUGCAUCCAUAUCUUUCUGUGCAUCUCCUUUAUGACACAUACACUGAUGUUUAGUAUCAUCUGGUCCUGCUUUUUCUUUGCCCAUUGUAUUUCCAUAUUCCUUUUCAUUAACUUACUUGUUGCCUUCUUUUCCUUGGUACACACCUAAAUAAUGUAAACCUGACCCGUGUCGUAAUGUUCACCCUUAGCAUGCUGUCGCAAGGAACUUGGCUUUGAAUCCCAGUCAUAGUGAAACAAAUACUUAGUAAUGAUAGAGCCUUUUAAAAAUAAGUGAUUUAGAGCAGGCAAAGAUAUGUUGACCCAGGGUGUGUCAACCAGGUUAUUUUUUUACUUCAAACAUAUUUGCAAAGAAUAGGCAGAAUAAAAUGGUGUUAAUGCCCCAUAGCAAAUGGAAUAACUAACUAAUCACCAAAAAUUGAAACCCCAGGCCAACCAGAAAGACAAGUGUCUAGCAAUGCCUUGGUAUGUGACUUUUUUUUUUUUUUUUUGGCAUACAAAUAACUAUCAAAGGUCAAUGGACAAAAGGACAGUAAAAGUCUAUUAUCUCUUCUCAUAAAAGCAAAUGUGAGUAAGUGUUCUUAUCUGGAAAAGAAAAAGAAAAAGAAAAAGCUCAAAGGGUGUCACCACUCCAAUCCUAUCAUGCCACCUUGGACAAAGUAUCCAAGUUGUGGUUGCCUUAAUAAACUGAAACAUUUUGUACAUAAUGUAAUUAUAAACCUAUCAGUCUGCAUGGAUGCAAACUGUGUGUGACAAAUCGUCUUUUAAAUGGUCAAUUUCAACUGUACAUUUCUCAUCCAAGUUGUACUCUAGCCAUUGGUUUAGCGUGGACAGAUAUUCCGUCUCUAUUAUUCAUCUCCACAGCCCAAGUAAAACAUGUUUAAACUCAAAAUGAAUAUGAAGUUAUUCCAUUGCCAUAGAUGCUUUCUAAAAGUCAGAUGUGGAAAUUUCAAAUAAAUAUUUUCAAUUUCCUUCUUCACUCCUCCCCUUACCUUCCCUAAGACAUCAAAUACCUGGUAUGGUAGAUUAUAAAAAGAGAGACACUAAGAGACAAUUAAAUUAAAUUUUCUAAUGGGAGUUAGAAUAUCUGGUUUACCUCCAAAUUAAAUUUCUUUACAGGAAGAUGGGAACAGCUGGAAAUUAUAUUAUCUCUUCAGAACACAACAUGAUUUCCUUAGAAAGAGAAGGAUUUUUGUUGGGAACAUAGGAGAAUAAGGUUAUUGGUUAUCUAUGGGGGUAAAUUUUAAAAUCCCAAGUUAAUAUGCUUGCAAACAUCAUGGUUCUAUCAUGGCACCAACAGUUUUUUGAAAUCACCCAGAAUCAUCCUGUUCUGCACUGUCACCACGGACUUCACAUCAUGUACUGCCACGGGAGAUCAGUCACUUUUAAUCCCAGCAAUAAGUUUAAAGGAAUACAUUCUCCAGUUCUUUAAAGCUUAUAUCAUAGAUACUCAGUUUGUGACCUAGGUUGACCUUUGGCAUUUCACACAAUUUGAACUGCAAAAUCAAACUAACCUCUUUCAAUUUGUCAUUCCCAAGCCAUGUCUGAGUGGCUCCAAAGUCACUCAAGAGGAAGGUUCAAAUUAGCCCCACUCACCCCACCAUUGCUAGGAAAGAGCAACCAUUUUCAUUCCAGUUAAGCCAUAAAGAGGUUUUCCCUCUUGCUGGAUUUUGAAAAUAAUUUUCCCUUUUGCCCUUCCUUCCAGUGCGGUCCUGUUUCCCCAACCAAGUCUGUGAGCAGACUAAACCUUACCCCAGAGGGGAAUGAGCUGGCACUCUCUAAGCUUUUUAAAGAAGGACCUAAAGCUUAAUGGGCAAUAACCUCUAGUAGGUGAGAAAUUUCAAAUAACUCUAGGAUACAUUAGGAUUUCCAAACCAAUGAAAGGUGUUCCAGGAGAGACACAGCAGGGUUGCACCUUAUACAUAAAUUCAGUCUUACAGUUGUCACUUGAGUCAAAUGCUAAACUUCUACGUUUAUGACUCCAUAGAUUGGAAAGCUGCAGAGGGGCAAAACUGAAACAGACUGACCAGCUUUUUAGAGGUGGAAGCAAGUCCAGUCACCUGCACAGCUUCCCCUCUUCCCCAUCAAGCUCCUCCCUCAGUAUCACAUGACUCUUUUUGCUUUUUGCUUUUGCUUUCCAUUAACCUAACUCAUUGGUGUGACCAUUUCCUCAUUUCCUAACUACCCCCUUUGCCUCCCUUCUCCUGUCCAGACUCAGAUUGGGUCAGUCUAAUUCCACAUCUCCUGGAACCCAACACUGCCUUUUGUGGUUGCAUUUCUAUUUAGAGAAAAUGUCAUUUGGGAUGCACAAGAUUCCAUAAACAGCUCCAAAAGAACUUCCUAAUAAAAAAAUUCCUUGGUUUUCUUUUUUCUUUUUUUCUAGAAUACUUAUCUUCAGCAAGCAGGCAUGAACCCACUUAUAGGAAGUCUGAUUAGGGGGGAGCAAAGGAUGAAGAUGACAUAAAAACUACCUUGAAAAUGAUGAUGGGUCUCUGGUCCACCUUCCUGAGUUGCUGGAGAGCCACUUGCUUUUCACCCUCUCAUCUCAAAUGAGGGGAGCAGAGUUUAACUUUCUCUAACAGCAUGGCUCUGGCUUACAACCCAAGGAAGACAGGUCAGAGGAAAGGAGAGCUUGUCAGCGCUGGCUCAUGAUUUGGCUGGCCUGGGACUCCACAGCCACUGACAGCCCCCGAGUAGGUGACUAAGGGCUGACAGGAUUAGCAUGUUAACUUGGCUGCUGUCCAGAAUGAGAAGCCAUGUUCGAUGGCAGUUGGAGUUUGUGUGCUGGGCAUUGCUGGGUCUAUAAAUAUGAUAAGCAAGUGGUGACAGAAUUAUAGUAUAAGGUGAUGUACUACAUGGAGAUCAUAAAGGAUUUGGUUUUAGGACUUAAGUAGAAAAUCCCACUCCUACAGCAUAUUACCCAACAAUAUCCAGAUAAUGAGCUUUUGGAGAAUUUUUUUUUUUUUCCCUACCACUAGGAAGAUUUACCUGGGAACUGUCUAAAGUCUACACAUAUAUUUCUAAAGCCUUUAAACACCAACUGUAGCAUGGAGGGUGGGGGAGGGGGUGGCAGAAGCCGAAAUGCCUCAAAAGCCAUUUAAGUGUUACAUUGCAGGAUUUGCAGUCCUUCUCAUUAUGUAACAGUAGAUAAAUAUAGACAUUAUACUCAACACUGCCCUAUAGUAUCACAAUGGUCCAAAUGCCAGAGCUUACAGAUAAUGUCAUCACAGUGCCUAGAAACUCAAACUGUAAUAUACCGUAGCAUUUUCUUGGUGUUUUUUAAAGUUUCUUUCCACGAUACCAGGCACCCCCUGCCUCUAGUUUCUUGGAGCGUUUGUCCCACUAAUGAGUCUGCCUCCCUUGUUGGACUCGGUCACAUGGGGAACAGUCUUAGAAGCACAUAUCAACCAAGGAAGAAACUUCCUGGAUCUCUCUUGCCCACUUGCCCAGGUAUAAUAAACACUAAAGGGGGGAAAAUUGAAAAGAGCUGCCACUGGUCAACACAGAAGGGCAGUUCCAACUUAGGUUGGCAUCUUUCUUUUUCUUCCUUUUUUAAAAAAGUCUAUUUCUUAAAUAAUAAAUGCACAUGAUGUGUUAAAUAUGUAUAUAUAUAUUUCAAAAGAAAAAAUGGGGCACAAGAUUGUCUUACAAGUCGUGCUGGCUAAUUUUUAGUUUGUAUUCAUAAGUGGUUUUUAAAAGCCUUUUUUAAAGUGUAAUUUGCAUGUUCUACUUUGAUUGUAUGUAAACAUAUUUUAGAACAAAAAAUGUAUUUGUAUUUUAUUGAAUAUAGAGGCGAGAAAAAUUGUACAUUGUUUGAAAUGUUCUUUUUGUAACAGUUUUUAUUCAUAAAGCAUUUUUGUACAUUUAAAAUGAACAUGGACUUGCUGUUAUUUGAGGCGUAGAUACAUCUGGCAUGCUUUACUGUCAUGCUCCUCCAUGGUCUUAGAUGUUGGGUUUUAAACAUUUUUUCUAAAAGAAAGCUCAGUCUUUUUCGCUACCAGAUCAGGUUAGCACAGUAUAGAGCACUUAACUAUUAAAAAAAAAAAGUUAAUCCUAUUCAUAUGUUAUUCAUUGUGUGAAAUUAAAGACAUUCAAUUCAGUCUAA
This is a messenger RNA of Phacochoerus africanus (Common warthog), 10400 nucleotides long. RefSeq names its product SET binding protein 1 (gene SETBP1). The transcript is spliced from 6 exons. The record is from RefSeq and is a predicted model, not a curated record. Gene Ontology annotation, molecular function: DNA binding. Lineage: Eukaryota; Metazoa; Chordata; Mammalia; Artiodactyla; Suidae. Bases 857 to 5677 code for a protein of 1606 amino acids.